This is a messenger RNA of Cynara cardunculus var. scolymus (artichoke), 1507 nucleotides long. RefSeq names its product F-box protein At1g10780-like. The record is from RefSeq and is a predicted model, not a curated record. The transcript has 4 exons. NCBI's taxonomy places the organism in Eukaryota, Viridiplantae, Streptophyta, Magnoliopsida, Asterales, Asteraceae. Gene Ontology annotation, molecular function: protein binding. Bases 79 to 1338 code for a protein of 419 amino acids.
GCUUCAGAGAUCUGAUUAUUCGAUUUUCAAAAUUAGGAAUACAAUUUGGUUGAUCCAAUUUCACGUACAAGUAAGAGAAUGGACUCCUUACCUGAUGCUGUUGUCCAAUACAUUUUGUCAAACAUGAGCAAUGCCAAGGAUGUGGCAUCUUGUAAUUGUGUCUCCAAGAAGUGGAAAGACUCGAUGCCCUACAUUAAGAGCCUUUAUUUCCCUCGUAGCAUUUUCGACAACCUAAAAAGUGGUCAAAUUCCUGACUGCAUUGUGCUGCAGAUAGUCUCGUCGAUUUUUCAACUGGAAGAUUUUGUAGUUUACUGUCCCUUUACCAGUGCAGGGCUGGCUUCAUGGCUGAUACUUGUGGGACCUUCCUUAAAACAUCUUGAGCUCCGUAUGGAUAAUCUUGUUGAUCAGAUUACGUCUAAUGACAGUUCAUCUAAACUUGAAUGCAUUGAAGUUGCAAGGAACUUGGAGUCCUUAAGACUUUGGGGUGUGUUAAUGGUCCGUGCUCCAAAAUGGGAUAAAUUUCAAAAACUGCAUACUCUUGAAAUCAUUGGAGCAAAAUUGGAGGAUUCGGCCUUGGCUGAGACUCUUCAAGCGACUCCUAACCUUACCCACCUUGUACUUCUUGGUUGUGAGGGUUUGAGGACUGUUUGGAUUGAGCUUCUUCAGCUUGAGCACUGCAAACUUGAUUUUUACGGUUUGGGAAGCUGCUCACUCACUCUCACAGCUCCAAAGAUCGAAUACCUUGAAGUUCAAGGCUGUAGUUGGAUUAGAGUUCACGAGACCAAUUGCUUAAAGAAUCUUUCAAUCGCGAAUAAUGCUGGGAGAGUUUACAUGGUGGACUUUGGUAAGCUCAUGGCACUUGAAUCAUUAUCCAUUAGAGGUGUGCAAUGGUGUUGGGAUGCAAUAAGCAAAAUACUUCAACUUGCAAGUGAAGUGAAGCAUCUGUAUAUGAAAGUGGAAUUCACUGGAGAUUUUGAAGCUCUUCUCCCUUUUCCAGAAAUCGAUUUUGUUGACUUCUUCAAAAGUCAUCCCAAGCUCAAAACUUUCGACAUCCAUGGUGCAAUGUUUGCUGCUCUAUGCCAGAAGAACAGUCUAAAGAAUGUGGACUCAAGUUUCAUGAUUUAUUGCCUUGAAGAGGUAGUGAUCACUGUGAGAUCGCCAUUGAACGCUGAACAGAAAAUGAGCACGCUCGAAUCUUUGGUGAAGUUUGGUAAGAAUUUAAGGAAGAUGAAGAUCAAGAUUCUUCGGAUGAAAAGUGGGCACAGCAGUGCUGAUGAUUUUUUCGAGGAGAUAUGCAGGUUUAGAUACAUGAAUCACAAGUUAAUCUCAAUAGAAUAAAACCCAUGUUUUUGACUCGAUUCAUUGCACAAUCCGAUCUUAUAAUUCUUGUUUCGAGUAAUAACUUUGAUUACUCCUUUAAUGAUUUUGAUGCCUCAUUCACAUGUGAUCAUGUUCAUCUACGUGGUUUCGUGUGUUUCCUUGUUUUAUACAAACGCUGAUCAAUUCA